Messenger RNA from Bursaphelenchus xylophilus (pine wood nematode), 2361 nucleotides. The record is from the annotation of a GenBank genome assembly. NCBI's taxonomy places the organism in Eukaryota, Metazoa, Nematoda, Chromadorea, Rhabditida, Aphelenchoididae.
AUGAGUCCGUCUCCAAGCACUUCGAAUGGCCCUUUUACCGUGACUUCUCAAUGUUCUCUCAAGUUCGACAACAACUUUUUGUCCAAAGCUUUGGAUGAGAGAGAUGAUGACAACCGUCGAUCGCCGUUGUUUGCCAGCUAUUCCGGCCGCAAUUUGUUCAGUGUUUGCAAGAGGCGAGUGCAAGUGCUCGACACUUUCGCCGGGGAAACUCAGUAAGUUCCAUUUUGUGUUCUUGUAAACAUAAUGUAUAUAAUAAAUUGUGUUUUUGAUAGAAAUCAAACUGUAAUGUUUGACGUCGAAAGGCGUGAUUGUCGCAUGUUCGGUUCAAAGUCCGCCGAACGGAGAAAACAAGGUUAGAGCGGUCGAUUAAUAGUUGCGCAAGGCCUUCUCUCCUACUUUUUUUUGCUCGCGUAGAUGUAACAAUCGGGUCAAACAACAAAGCUCAAGUGCAACAGCGUUUCACAAAUGUUGUCCGAAAAUGCUUAAGAAUUGAUCCUAUUGGUCUGUCGGGAAAAUAGUGAGCACAAUACGCCGAUCAUGUCGCUGAAGUGAAAAGCAAUUCGAUUUCGUUACAACACAAUUCAUUUUCUCGGCGGUGAUGCGAUUUUGGAUGCGACAUAGUGCUCAUUAUUUUCCCGACAGACUGAUAGUGCGAUUGCAAAGUUUUGCAGUAAUUUCUGCAACAUGCACUGCAAAAAAGAUUCUUACGAGCGUCCCAAGUACAACCCUCAGAUUAGCCAUAAAUUUUGCGUAUCAUUUUGUCGGGAAAAUAAUGUGGAUUUUCCGCAGCAAGACGAAUCGGCUCAUCGCACAAAACUUCGGCUGCUAACGGUCGCAAAGCGAUGAUGGGCGAUUUGAAAGCGCUACAAAUCCACAGUAUUUUUCCGACAGUCUCAUAGAUGGCUAUGCUCAUCAUGUGCGCAAAAUUUAAAGAAAAUCUGAACUUCAAAUCUUCCUUUUCUUAAACUUGUUAGAAAUCGACUGUAACCAUGAUUACUAAAAUUAUAUCCUUGCAGAACACUGAACCUAUGUUUUAUGCCUGUGAAAUACGACAAAACCUUCUACGACAUUGACACGAUCAAAAUCGAGGCUCUUUACGAAACGUCGGAACACAAUGGAAUCAUUGCUCUGCAGUAAGUUGAAAAGACCGUUGUCAACGAAAAUCUUCUUCGAUUUGAGAAGAAGCCGGGGAAAAUUUUGGGCAAUGUCAUGAGAGCCGCGACAAAUGUCCAUGCACUUUGUAUAAUAAAAAUAAAAAAAAAAUAAUGGUCCCGCUUUCAGGCUCAACAAAAUGUUUGGCGGGACCACAGCGGUCUUGGCCAAGGUCUCAAUCAGCUACAUCGACUCUAAAGUCACCAUAGAAGAGAAGCUCGGCUUCUGGGAUGACUUUUACGUUUUCACCAUACAACAUCUCGCCGAUGAGCUUCUAUUAGUUGUCGCGCAUGCCAGUUCGGUCUGUCAUAAAGCCAUCUUGUACAAGGAUGGGGAAAUUUUCGAAAAUCGGACGAGCUAUUCGAUGGAUCCUCAUCACAAAGAGCCUCGUGCGGAUUCGCGGAUAAUCACGAUCCUGGCGGAGACAGCGGGCUUCGCCAACGGCCGACUGACAUUCCUGGCCUACCAUGCCGACAAUAAUGCCAAUGUUUAUGAGAUAAAGUUGUGUGAGGAUCGGUUCCCAAUGUAUUUCAUGGGAACAAUGGCUGAUGCUGAUGUGAGUUGGUGCUUUUUAAAAAUGGCUUUAUCAGUCGGUCUGGAAAAUAACGUGGAUUCGUCGCGCCUUGAAAUCAAACAUCAACGCUUUGCGACGUCUAGCCGCGGCUGGAAAUUUGGUCCGUAAUUGUGACGAGGCGAGACAUUUUUCUGCGAUAAAUCCACAUUAUUUUCCCGACAGACUGACAGCACCGCAAAUUCUUGCCAAUAAUCAAGGCAAACUGAUACGUCGAGCUUCAUUGCUAGCUUUGCAAUAGCCAGCCUUUACCACUGAUUCUUUUUCACUCAAUCCUUUUGCAGAUGCAAUCGCUUGGAAAGUACAAAAACGGCUUGAUCAUUCGGACCGGCUACGAUGGGAAGUCGGUUCAGGCCAUCUCCUUCCUCGAUCUCUCAAGCCUGCAAUUCCACAACCUGGGCCUGUUCUUCAACAGCUCAACGCAUUUCGCCUUCAACGGCGACACACUGCUCUCGGUGGAUUCGAAGGCGAACACGAUUACUCGACAUCGUUUUGACACGAUGGAGAGCCUGGAAACGAUGGCGUUUUCUGUCUACAAAAAUGAGGUCUAUAGCGGCGCUGGAGGGAGUGACGAUAGUGAGAGGAAUGGUCUUCAAUUAGUGAUGCCUGCUUCGUUGAGAGAUUACAUUGUCCCGUGA